GUUGAUUUCAAUGACGGAUCUACUCAAAUAGAUGUUGAGGCUACUGUUCAGUCCGGUGUGAAAGCAGUUGAGAUUAUGAUGUCUUCAGAUGGAAUUGGUGGUGAUUCUAGUAAACAGAUUUCAGUUUCUGAAAAUGUUGAGGUUACGGAUCGUCGUCUUGUUUGUUUUGAGAUGGGUGCAACAGGUCUCAAUGUUGAUUCUAACAUUGAACUUGUUGAAGAUGACCCAAUUCCCGUUGAAGAAACUCCUCUUGUUGACAAGAGGAAAUCUAAGAAACCCAUAGCGUUGACGUCUCCGUUUAUGGAGUAUGACUCUUCCGUUUCUAGUUCUAAAGAUGGUUCUGAUUAUGGAGUUGUUAAGUAUGCGGCUGGUUUGUGUCCUCUUGAUCAUAAGAUUGGUGAAGAUGUAGAACAUAAAGACGAGAAUGAUUUUGACUUGUGGCUUGGUGAAGGACGGCGAUCAAAGAAAGAUCCCCAUGACAAGGACAAGGUUUACUUGAAGGGUAAGGAUAAGAUUGUUCCCCCUUUUCGUUUUGUCGUGGAAGAUGUUGCAACCAAGAUGUGGUUCCACAAGCUUGCAUAUCCUGGCCAAUGUUUAACUAAUUCUCAUUUGGAUAUAAUUUUUUACUAUCUACGUAAAAAAGGAAAGUAUGCAAAUGAGCCAAAGGUUAAGUUCACAACCACCGAUUGCUUAUUCUUCAAAACCAUUCAUGCUUUGUAUGAAAAAUUUGUUGCACAGAAAAAAGAUCAUUGCUGAUUAUAUCAGAGGUAGAAAAAUGUUAUGUGGUUCCCCUUGGCAUUUGUGCGAUCAUGUUUUGUUUAUCAUCCAUAUGGAGACUGAAUCACAUUGGAUUCUUGGUCGCUUGAAUAUUGAGGAAAGACGUAUGUACAUGUACAACUCCUUGUCGACUGCUAUGAAAGAUAGUGCCGCUAUCAAAGCUUGUCAGCCAUUUGCGGUGUUGUUGCCCCACUUUUUUGCUUUGUUCGAUGAGUUCAAAAAGGAAAACAAACCGGUUUGUUUAGACCCUUUCGAAGUUGUUAAGGUUGAUGGUUUGCCUCAACAAACCUCGAAGUAAGUUGUUUUUAGUUUUUAUUUUCAAGUGUUGUUUUAUUUUUUUUAUGUUAUUUUCCUUUUUUUAAGUUUUUCUGAUGUUGUUUUUUGGUUGUUUUCCAGUGACUGUGGUUGUUUCGUGGCAUCGUUUGCCGAAUACUUCAUUGAUAUGAAACCGAUUCCUCCCAUAUUUGAUGUUGAGAAACACCGUGAUAGGCUUGCUGUGUUGUUCUAUAAGUAUGCUCGCAUGAAAGAAGUGGAUUUUAUUGAUAGUGAAGAUGAGGCUCCUCCAAAGGGUCCAAAGAAGAAUUUGUUUUAGUUAUCUAUUUGUUGUUGUUGGAAAUAGUACUUUUUUAUUUAGCUUUUGUUUUUUCUAUUACCAGAUUAUGUUCAUAAUCAUAGACAAGUUGUUGUUUCUAUCAUGUUUUUUUUUUAUUGAAAUUGGUUUUUUAUUUGUUCCUAGUUUUGGAUUUUUAAUUUUUAUAUUCAGUUUAACCCAUGAAAGCAUAUCAUUAACAACCUUAUUACAACCAUCUUACAAACGACUAAACUUGCAUUUUAAUCACUUUAUGUAGUUUUGUUUCGUUCUUAUUAAUUUCAACUUUCUUGCACUCAUUUAAUUAUUUAACUAUAAUAUUUGAUGUUCUUUGUAUAUUAAUGAAUAAUACCAAUUCUCUAUUAUCAAUAUCUCUCCACAUAAAAAUUUACAAUAAAAAAAAAUGUAACAGCCAAUAGUAAUAUGCAGUAUGUUUUUCUAAAUGUUUUAGUAUAGUUGUUUUUUGGUUGAUGUGUAGUUGUUUGUACUUCUAUGUUGUAAUUCUUCUGCAGGUCUUUUUGUUAUGUCCCUUUUGUCCACACUUGCCACACUUGUUUUGUUUCUUUAUUUCCCAAGCUGCUGCCAUUCUUCUUUUCCUCGACCUUCCAGACUUGAUUCUUUCUUUUGGAGGCAACUGGGUAUACUGUUUCUUCAUAUGUUUGCAACUGGGUAUAUUCAAAAAAUUCUGGUAGUUCCCAUUCUCUAACGUUUCCAACUGGGUAUACUGUUUCUUCAUAUGUUUGCAGCCAUGCUUUUGAUGUGUAGUAUUGUGCACAGUAGUUGUAUGUGUUUAUGUUCAAGUCCUUCAUGACGGCGUCUGCAUGGUUACAUGGCAUUUCAUCUUUUUGAAAUCUAUUGCAUGUGCACGUCUUCUCCUUCAAGUUUACUAUUCUUGUUCUGUCUUCAUCUAUCACCUCAAAUAGGUUUUGGUUAGGUUUUAUGCCCUAAAUAAAACUCAAUUUCAAUGUAAUCUAUUUUAUUCAACAUCUAUUUUUCAUUCAUUUGUGUAUGUUUUGGUUCACUUUAUCAAUUGCUUGUCAAUUUGAUUUAUAAAUUCAUCUUAAACCCUUUUCACAUACUUGAUCAUGUUUAUUGUGCUGUCAUCACAUUGGAAAGUAAACAUGACUAUGUGAAUAAAGUUUCCUAGAUUUAUCAGACACAGGGUUUUACUGAUAUGAUAAUCUACAACAA
Messenger RNA from Cannabis sativa, 2557 nucleotides. RefSeq lists its product as uncharacterized. The record is from RefSeq and is a predicted model, not a curated record. The transcript has 5 exons. Bases 76 to 756 code for a protein of 226 amino acids. Lineage: Eukaryota; Viridiplantae; Streptophyta; Magnoliopsida; Rosales; Cannabaceae.